Arachis stenosperma is the source of this 1488-nucleotide messenger RNA. RefSeq lists its product as uncharacterized. Lineage: Eukaryota; Viridiplantae; Streptophyta; Magnoliopsida; Fabales; Fabaceae. The transcript is spliced from 5 exons. Bases 1 to 1488 code for a protein of 495 amino acids. The record is from RefSeq and is a predicted model, not a curated record.
AUGCAGGGGAAAAACAGUGGGCCUUGGCCAGAGCUGGGAGGCCCAAGAAGCUCCAGACAACAUGGGCCUGCUGGGCAGGAUACAACAACUACUGUUAAUGGAGAUGAAGACCAUGUACCAGACCCAACUGCAGUAGAGCUGGAUAGUAAGUAUGAGAAACCUUAUGAGUAUGAAAGUGAGGUGUUCAACAGUCUAGUUUCAUCUGGAGAUGAGGGUAAAACAGCCUAUGAUACUUUUGAUGAGGACACUGAAUAUGGUGAGGUCCAAUUUAAGGUUGGACAGUUGUUCCACACCAUGGAGUCAUUCAAGAAGACCAUGAAAGAUUAUUUUGUGCACAAGGGUAAAGAUGUUUUAUACAUUAAGAAUGAGAAGCUGAGGGUGAGAGCAGCUUGUGCAGGUUGCUUUCAGAUCAAAAUUCUUUACAAUGAACACAAUUGUGGAAUGGAUUUUGGUAGCAACUUGGCUGACAGAGCAUGGGUCACUGAUAAGUUAGUUAAGAAGCUCUUUACAGAGCCUGAUCUGAAGCUAGGUGCAGCCAGGGAUCAUAUCAUAGAUGAAUACAAUGUGAAAGUGAAUCUUAGAAUGGUAGCUAGAGCAUUGAAGGUUGCAAGAGAGGUUGUCAUUGGGAGUGAAAAGGCACAGUAUAGAAAGACACGGGAUUACCUGAUGGAAUUGCACAGAAGUAACCCAGGAUCAACUGCCUUGAUGGAAGUAAUUCCCCAACCUGAAUUCCUGCCACUAUUCGAUAGGUUAUACAUUAGUUUGGAUGUCUGUAAGAAGGGGUUUAAGGAGGGAUGUAGGCCACUAAUAGGGUUGGAUGGCUGCUUCUUGAAGGGUCAUUAUGGUGGCCAGCUUCUAAGUGCGGUGGACCAAGACACAAAUAACCACUUCUAUGUCAUUGCAUAUGCAGUGGUCCCGAAUGAAUGCAAGGAGACAUGGAAGUGGUUUUUAACUUUAAUGAAAAAAGACUUGGGUGAAGUUCCACAACAUGGCUGGAACUUUAUUUUCGACCAACAAAAAGGUUUGGAGCUGGCAAUGAAGGAAGUUAACCCUACUGCCCAUCACCGAAACUGUGUUCUUCAUAUUUGGAAGAACUUUAUAAAAUAUUUCAAAGAUGAACAAACAAAGCAGAUGGUAUGGGAGUGCUCUCGUUGUACAACAAUUCAAGAAUUCAGAAGUGUAAUGGAGAAAUUAAAGAAUCUGAAUAAGGGAGCCUGGGAGUAUCUGCAGAGAAAGAAGCCAAUUCUGUCAAUGUGUGAAGACUUGAGGUGUUACAUCAUGAGAAAAAUGGCUAUGCACAAGAAGAGACUAGAGCACCACACUGGCAUGCCUUGCAGACAUGCGGUUGCAGCCAUGGCUAAGAUGGGGUUGAAGCCAGAGGACUUUGUGCAUAAAUGGCUCACUAUGGAUGCUAUCAGAUCAGCCUAUUCUGUCUGCAUUAAUUCAGUUAACAGUGAAGAAUAUUGGAACCCAACUGAUUCACCAUAG